This is a messenger RNA of Danio aesculapii, 706 nucleotides long. RefSeq names its product phospholipase A and acyltransferase 1 (gene plaat1). Gene Ontology annotation, molecular function: glycerophospholipid phospholipase A1 activity; A2-type glycerophospholipase activity. The transcript has 5 exons. The record is from RefSeq and is a predicted model, not a curated record. Gene Ontology annotation, cellular component: cytoplasm. Gene Ontology annotation, biological process: N-acylphosphatidylethanolamine metabolic process. The coding region runs from base 106 to 645 and encodes 179 amino acids. NCBI's taxonomy places the organism in Eukaryota, Metazoa, Chordata, Actinopteri, Cypriniformes, Danionidae.
CACUCUCUCUCUCUCUCAACAGACUAAAGCUCCAAUGGAGGAUUGAAGCCGUUCAGCCGACGAUGACAUCUGCUAAUACAAUGUGCAGAAUUAUGCUGUGGGACGAUGGAUAAUCAACAGAGAGGAACUGAUAAUAUGGCGUCAGGUGAAACUGAUCAUCUUCAGUGUGUGGAGGAGCCUCAGCCAGGAGACCUCAUCGAGAUCUUCAGACCGGCUUAUCAGCACUGGGCUCUGUAUCUGGGAGACGGAUACAUCAUCAACCUCACGCCCGUCGAUGAAGGUCAGGCCACUGCUGUGUCCAGUGUGAAGUCGGUGUUCAGCCGUAAAGCUGUGGUCCGCAUGCAGCUCUUGAAGGAGGUGGUGGGUGGAGAUUCAUACAGGAUCAAUAAUAAAUAUGAUGACGAUCACACGCCGCUGCCCGUCUCGGAGAUCAUCCAGCGGGCGCAGAUGCUCAUCGGGCAGGAGGUGUCGUAUGACCUGCUGGGCAGCAACUGUGAGCACUUCGUCACUCUGCUGCGAUACGGUGAAGGAGUGUCCGAACAGGCGUCAAGGGCUAUCGGUGCCAUCAGUCUGGUGACGGCUGCCGCAAGUGCUUUCUCAGUGCUGGGUCUCAUCAAUACCCGAUCCAGAAACAGACCCUUCUAAACCUGCUGAAGACCCUCUGGAGGCGUUUGCUUUUCUGAGUUAAGUGUCCUCUAUAUUCUCU